AUGGCUCCUUCCAGCUUUGCUGCGCUCUUAUCUCGUAAGAGCCUCAGAUCGAUAAUUUUUUACGAAUACCGCCUAGGAUCGUCUGAAAGAGCGGCAGCCAGGAGAAUAAACCUAUUAAUAGGACAAGGUACUGUCUCUCACAUGACAGUGCACAGGUGGUUCCAACGCUUCAAGUCGGGGAAUUUUUCCCUCGAAGAUGAAGCACAUAGCGGACGUCCACCCACCUUUGAUGAAGGCCGUCUAAAAAAAUCUAUUGAAAAAGAUCCGCGUCAAACAACUCGCUGUCUUGCAGAGGAAUUCAAGUGCCACCACUCAACUAUAGAGACGCAUCUUCAUUCGCUUGGAUUCAUUAGAAAAUAUGCCGUCUGGAUCCCCCACUCUCUCAGCCCUCACCAGUUGCGCAUGAGCAAGCCGGCGGAGUUUUACAAGAGAGGGAUCCACAAAUUGCCUGAACGUUGGCAGAGGAUAGUCGAUAACAAUGGUCAAUAUAUCAGCGAUUGA
Messenger RNA from Cylicostephanus goldi, 501 nucleotides. The record is from the annotation of a GenBank genome assembly. Lineage: Eukaryota; Metazoa; Nematoda; Chromadorea; Rhabditida; Strongylidae.